This is a messenger RNA of Arctia plantaginis, 1980 nucleotides long. The record is from the annotation of a GenBank genome assembly. Lineage: Eukaryota; Metazoa; Arthropoda; Insecta; Lepidoptera; Erebidae.
AUGGCAGUGGUGACACGACCGUGUAGUGAUUUCCAUUGUGUGAUAAACAAAUCAUGCAGAGGAAGGACUUCUAAGCAUGGCUGGACACUAAAAUCAUUAUGCGAUUUAUUAAAAACACAGCUAUGCACUAUAGCCAUAUCCCUGACCUUAUACAACUCGGUUCGACUCCCGAAAGAGGCGUACCGUUAUGGUGCUGUACCAUACUUGGUGAUAUAUACAUUCUGGCUGUUGGUGGUAGGCCUCCCGACGACAUUAUUGCAGCUAGCCAUGGGUCAGUUGAGCCAACAGGACCCGGUUGGCGUCUGGAGAGCUGUGCCAAUAUUAAGAGGUGUCGGUCAUUUGAAAGUACUGACGUCAUAUCUAUCCUGUGUGUACUACGUGAUGUACGUCGCUUUAUCCACGGCCUACCUCAUAUGGAUAGCAAAGGGUUCUUUUCCUUUGAAAGACUGCACUAAGGUGUAUAUGACACCCAAUGGGUACGAAAAUAAAAUGAAUGCAACUGAGUGUUUCAAUUCCACAUUCCUGGCGCCAUUCACGGAAUACCCACAGUAUCUCGGCAUAAUGGCAAUUUUAAUUUUUCUGCUGUGGUUCUUCGUGCCCAUUAUCCUUUACCGUCUGCACAAAACCUUGAAAACGGCUAUAGGAAUUCUAGCCGCUGUAAUCGUUACUAUCGCAAUAAUACUCUGUAUAUUUCUGUCGAACAUCGAAGUGCUGACUACGAUGUUUAAAUCUUGCGAGCAAUGGUCACCAUUGUCGCAGCCAUACAUUUGGUUCAGUGCGUUGGUCCAGGCGCUUUUAUCCACGCAGAUAAUGAGUGGCUACUUAAUUAGUGCUGGUGGUUCUGUCUAUAAGAAUUCUGAUGUUCGAUGGACUUCAGCACUGCUGAUCAUGGCAAACAUAUUCGCUGGAUGGCUUUGGAUUUUAAUGUGGGAGUCUAUUGGAGGCAACGGUCGGAAGGAUAAAAGCUUCAUAUCAAUUCUAGUCUUAAUAUACCAAUCGUCUAUUAUUGAAAUGCGGGAUAAAUUGUGGCCUUUGCUUGCCUUCGGCAUGGUCUUUGUUUCCGGUAUUAUUUCUAUGGUGUUACUUUUGUAUCCAGUUUAUGACAAGCUUCACCGUCGUACAGGAGAUAAAUGGCGGUUAUUUGCAUGUGCCACGUCAGCGAUAGGCACUGCCCUCACGGUGGCUGUGUUAUCUCGAGGACAAGAAGUAGCUACCAUAUUAGAUGAUUUAGUGGUACCGGUGCUUGCUGUGUUUACAUGUGCUGUUGAAAUCGUUGGUUUUAUCUUUAUUUAUGGAUGUAGUUACCUGACAGUUGACAUAGAAUUUCUGACAGGAGUGAAGUUACCAUACUUCUGGGUAGCUACAUGGUGGACGACUCCAGUGUUACUUGUUGGGGUAUCAGGCUGGUGGCUGCGGUCCUUACUCCGGGCUUCCUGGAGCUUGGGUCAGACGCUCUGGCCUCUGCUUGGUGUAUUUGUAGCCAUUUUGGUGAUAAUGGUUGUGAUGGCAGCGGUAGCUGUAGCAAAAGAGGAGCAGUUUAAUUUAAUAUCUAAGAUAUCGUCCGCCUUCCGUCCGUCUCGGCAGUGGGGUCCAGAAGAACCCAUGGCGCGGUACGUGUGGAUGUCACAACGAUAUAUCAAUGAAACUUUAAGCACAGACAACGACACAAUAUCUGAACAAAAUAAUUAUUCUGCAAUUAUAUUUAAUAAACAAAACAUGGACAAAAAAUUCAAGAACGACUUGUAUAACGCAGAUUACCAAAGCACUUAUAAUAUUUAUAAUAGAAAUAUAAUUAAUAAUAGAAAUAGUCCUUAUAGAGAUAUAGAAUCUGUAUUUGCUACUCAUACCAUACCUAGAGGUAGAAAUAGGAGUAUAGAGGAUAAAUAUAGAUCACCAAAUAUUUGUAUAGCUAGAGGUAGGUUAGGAGGUCCUGUUGACUAUAUUGAACACCAGGCCGUUCCUACGCCAGAUGUAUACUAG